AUGGGAUCCUCCCGGCAAGGCCCCUCCAAGAAGGCUGUAAAAGCCGCCCAGGGUCGCGGCAGCAGCAAAAGCGAUCAGAAAAAAGCACCGCGGGGUGGUAAUACGCAGGGCAAGCAGCGGCUACAGGACGAGUCAUACGGAAAUCAGGUUGACAUCCCCGCCACCAUUCCGUUGACCCUACAGCAACUGCUUCUGAACGUUUUCAAGUCUGCUCUACUCACACAAAGAGUGCCCAGCAGUCGGGCAGAUAUAAGCGCCGCCGGCUCGGAGGCUACUAGUGCCAACCUCGCUCAUGCCCGCGAGGCGACCGAACGAAAUCAACUGGACAUCAAGGGUCUCAUCCAGACCAUCAAGUCUCACCUCUACAAUCGAGAUUUUGACUCGGCAUUCACUGAUGCCGAUGAGGACCUCUUGCGGGCGUAUGCCCUGCGAUGGAGCUCCUCACGGGCCCUGGGUUAUGUGGGCAUCUUCAGAGCCCUCCUCAAGGUCUUGCUCAAGCCUGUGACCCAGGCUGCCACUUCAUCUCAAGCCGCUGAGGAUAGCCAUGUGGUAUGUAUAGGUGGCGGUGCAGGUGCCGAGAUUAUUGCCCUUGCGGCUGCCUGGAGGGACUGGACCGAUGCCGUUAAUGGCAACGAACAGCAACCCACGAGCUCGGGAGAGCAAACGGCCCUUGCCGAUGCCGUAGAGGGUCUGUCAUUGCAAGAAGGGGAGGAAGGGUCGAGUGGACCCGAGCACACAGUCGAGGGACAAGCGGCGUCGAAGCCACGACACAAGCUCUCGGUUACAGCCAUCGAUAUCGCGGACUGGUCCAGCAUCGUGGAUCGUCUGGUUUCCACCAUCCAGUCUCCGGCAGUCACCGGAUCAAACUCCCAUCCGGCUCCCUUGUAUGGAGAUGCUGGCCUGAUGAGCCCGGCGGCGCCGAGAGGCAGUGCUCCCAGCUUCCAGGUCGGGUUCCAAAGGCUGGAUGUUCUUUCAGCCUCCGAGGAUGAGCUGCGAAGGCUGUUGCGCCCUAGCCAGGAGAAACAGGGCGCCCCCAACACCGUCAUGGUCACUCUAAUGUUCACUCUCAAUGAAUUAUUCUCGACAUCUAUGGCCAAAGCAACGGGCUUCUUGCUGCGUCUUACGGAUAUGCUACAGCCUGGUGCUGUGCUUCUCGUUGUAGACAGUCCAGGAAGUUAUUCGACGUUGAAAUUAGGGAAGACCACCGCUACGGGGACUGCUACAGAGACCUCGGAAAGGCAAUAUCCGAUGAAAUUUCUUCUGGACCAUGCGCUGCUUUCAGUCGCAGCCGGUAAAUGGGACCGGCUGUUCUCGCAAGAUUCGCGCUGGUGGAGACGGGAUGCAGCGCGGCUGCGGUAUGAGGUCGGGGAAGGAGCUGGCUUGGAGGAUAUGAGGUUUCAGGUUCAUAUUUAUCGCAGAUUGGCGGAUUAAGUCUGUGUGUCGCUCUGUUAACAUCAGUGUUUGGCUAUACUUCUUUCUCUUUUGGUAAACACACCCGGAAUUUGCCCAUGCUUUUUGGUCUAAUACACUUUGCUAUACUUGGUCUGGAGGGUUGCAAGAUUGAAUACUAAUUAAACAAACACC
Molecule: messenger RNA, 1584 nt
Organism: Aspergillus homomorphus CBS 101889
Lineage: Eukaryota; Fungi; Ascomycota; Eurotiomycetes; Eurotiales; Aspergillaceae
Product: 25S rRNA (uracil2843-N3)-methyltransferase
Exons: 1
Coding region: 1-1431 (476 amino acids)
Source: RefSeq, a predicted model, not a curated record